Molecule: messenger RNA, 732 nt
Organism: Aedes albopictus (Asian tiger mosquito)
Lineage: Eukaryota; Metazoa; Arthropoda; Insecta; Diptera; Culicidae
Product: histidine-rich glycoprotein-like
Exons: 2
Coding region: 142-681 (179 amino acids)
Cellular component (GO): extracellular matrix
Source: RefSeq, a predicted model, not a curated record
UGCAAUGACGCCCAGUUCUGCAACCUACCAUCAGGAUCGUGACGGUGUCGAGGUAUAAAUACUAUAUGUUUCGAGGAUAACGGUAUCAUUGUGCAGUAUUCUUUCCUUCAAAACGUACAAAGCUUGAGCUUUAUUGUCGACAUGGCUUUUAAGAUCGUAGGAAUUUUGGCAUUGGCCUCGGUUGCAAGUGCUCAAAGUGGAAUCGGGUACUAUGGACACCAUCUUCAAAAGCAGCAUCAGGCAGUGGUAGAACACCACCAACCAGAAGCGCAUCAUGUAGAAGAACAACAUCACGAGGUCAGUCAUCAUCAGCCUCAGAUUCAGGUGUACCAUCAGCCAGAAGUGCAUUACCAGCCGCAACAUAGCCACCACCACCAGCACGAGGAAGAACAUCACGCGCCAGCUCAUUACCAGUAUCAUUAUGGUGUCCAUGAUGACCACACCGGAGAUGUUCACGGUCAGCAGGAAUCUCGUGAAGGAGACAAAACUGAAGGCGAAUAUUACCUGAUCGAUGCCGAUGGCCACAAACGGACCGUGACGUACCAUGUCCAUGGAAAGAGUGGUUUCAUUGCUCAAGUGCAUCGUGAGCCAGUAAAGGGUCACCACCAGCAGGAACAGCAUCAUCAUCAGCAACAGCAUAAUGACCACCAUAAUCAAUACCAACAGCAUUAUCACCAUUAAAGAUGGCUACUAGAAAUAAAAUAAUUAGGACAAGUUACCAUAUAGAAGAAA